AUGUCGUACAUAUUCCUGUUUGAGGUCAUCGUGGACGAUUUGAACAUAUUUUCGGACACGCGAAAUUCGGCCACCGAGGGGCUCGAUGAUGACGAAACAAAAACCCCGCGAAGGAAUGAACUGUGCGUUCGGUUGCAGCUUUCUGGUCUGGUUCGGUGUGAAGUCUGCGAGAAGGAUUUCGGCUCAGCGCUGGACUUCGAAGUGCGCAAGACGGGAGAGAAUUGCCUGUUUGCGUACAAUCCUACCAUCGAGAUGGCGGAGGAACCGGAACUACGCAUUUCAGCGCAUCAGAAAGGACCGGAUGGGACUAAAAAGCUACUCGGGGGAUGGAAAGGACCCGGUCGCGAUUUGUUGACUGAGCUAGCUCAGUCGUAUGACCUUGAAAAUGGAACGCAGGUUGAAGGCUCUGGUUCCAAAGAGUCGGUCAAAUCGAACGAAUCCAACGAUGACACACGCGGUAAACCGGUGUCCAACACUUUGAAGACGAUGUACCCGCUCGAGAGCGAACCUGAUCACACAAUUGUGGGCUUUGUGGUGAUCACCAUACGGAUGUCCUGCCUUGGACCGAACAUCCACCAGAAGGUGCUGUUUGGAGGACGAGACGCUCAACAGCCACCGGUGACUUGCUACAAGGUGGAAGGUGAACCCAUAAUACAGUGUGUUACGGUGGAAGACCACGAUGAUGAUCAGCUCGUUGCUCCAAAAGGAAGCUUGGCGAGUAUCGUAGGUACGGCUAUUGAGCCUGAGGAGCAACCGUACGAUGAGUACGCUGCGGAAUUGAACGGAAACGCCAUCUGCAUCCGCGUGGAGAAGGACGCCAACAUUGCGGUCAAUUUGGAUGGCGAGCAGAGCGACGAAUGCACGAAAGGAUGUUGGACAUCACUCACCCUCCCAGAUGGCGUGUAUGGACUAAAAGAGGAGUACAUCCGCCACGAGGCAAACGGCUGCAAGUUGCCGGUCGUACGUGGUACUCUCAAGUACCCGGCGUACCACUGGUCCGGUGACUUCAUGCUCGCCAAGAAAACCACUCCCGUCUCAGUGGAUGACUUCCGGCGAAAGCCUGACCCAACGCGUACCGUCGCCUUGCAGGCUCACAGUGAACAGGUAGAGCGUGAUUGCGCUGGCAUUGAAAUCUGUCGCCGAGGCUGGCAUGACCCUAACGUGGAUGUAUUCGUGUUGAAGCUGGGCAAGAACAAACGUCCCUCCGAGGAAGCCAGCGGUAAUCGAUGCAAUCAGGUCGAGAUUGAGUUGCGAACACCUCGAGGACCCUCGCGGGAAAUUCGCCCCAAAGAAACGCGCGGCGUGCAGGUGAUCGAGGAAGAGUUCGAACCGGCAGGACCACCACGACCUGGCCCGGUGACCGAUGACGCAGGCAAGAAGCCAAAACCAGCCGGCAAAAAAGGCAAAAAGAAGUAG
Molecule: messenger RNA, 1416 nt
Organism: Anopheles nili
Lineage: Eukaryota; Metazoa; Arthropoda; Insecta; Diptera; Culicidae
Exons: 2
Coding region: 1-1416 (471 amino acids)
Source: RefSeq, a predicted model, not a curated record